AUGUCCAAGGUAAGUCUUGCACUGGCCGGAGCACAUAGGUGCUCCCCACCACCACCGGGCAGGCUCCGGCAACGGGCAUUUCGAAGCACUCGGGGUUGACCGUCGCCACCCGUGCUAUCUUUAUCCCGCCUGACACAGACCAUCACUAAGUCCGAGCUCGAGAAGCACAACUCCGAUCCAGCCGGCUACUGGCUCUUGAUCGAAAGUAAAGUCUACGAUGUGCAAGUGCUGCAAAACCCCUGGCGAUCUUGUCGAGGGCGAAGCUGAGCCAACCGCGAGUUGUCCUUUGGCUCCUGUCGUGACGUGUCAACAGUUCAAAGUUCUUGGAUGAUCACCCCGGUGGAGCCAAGAUUUUGAAGAAUUGGUCCGGUGAGUUGCAGUUUCAAGUCGGGGUGAUGUCUGCAUGGGCCCUACUCCACUCGGAUUCGACACGACGAUGAGGGGGGGCGCCGUCGCCGGGCCCAAUGCCAGCCACGGCCACGCGCCAAAGGUUGCCGCCGGCCUCGGGCGGCGCGAGCUCGGCGAAAUCGAAGCGUCACCCAAAUACACGCCGAGCACAAACCUCGUACAAGAGCGGAACUCUGACCCCUCACCCGCCAUCCCACGUUUGAAAUAAUAGGCAAGGACGCGACUGACAAGUUCUGGGCGUUCCACAACCAAUCUGUGCUCGACAAGGUCGCGAAGAAGUUCCUGAUCGGCGCGAUCGAAGGCGCCGAACCGGCCGAAUCUGCCCAAGCCUCGUCCUCAUUGGACGACGAGGAUUGCGCCGCCUUCAUCACCAAGGCCGACGAUGAGGACACGACUUACUUUGGUGAUCUCGUUCCGUGAGUGAAUUCGUACCGAUUCGCAAGGGGAAAGGGUAUCUCAGUGGCUGACUUUGCACCUUGGCGCUCGGGUCCUUCACAGUUUCGGCGACCCAAUGUGGUACCAGGAUUGGAGCUCGUGAGUGGGGACUCCCAUGUCACGGUAUAGAUUAUGAGGCACUGUGACUGACCAUGAAUGCUUUCGCCUUGCAGUCCGUACUUCACCGACUCGCAUCGGAAGGUCCGAACUGCGAUCCGCAAUUACACCGACAAGUACUUGACGCCGAACGCCUUUGAAUGGGACGAGAACAAGGAGAUCCCGCUUUCGGCCUUCAAGCAUGUCGCACGAUCAGGUGCGACCUCAGUUAUCCUUGUUAGCCAACCCCCGCGGUUUAUUGACUGGUCAGGUCUCGAGUGAUUCCACAGGUAUCCUCGCUGCCAUCGCCUCGGGCGGAGAUGGGUGGCCCACAGACUACGCCGGCAACUUGCCGAUCCCUGGUGGUCUCGACCUGAGUAAGGAGAAGUGGGACGCAUUCCACAACUACGUCACCGUCGAUGAGCUGUGCCGCUGCGGCUCCGGUGGUAUCUUGUAUGGCCUCAUCGGUGGCUUCGGUAUCGGUCUCCCCCCCGUCAAGCAUUUUGGUUCGGACGAGCUCAAGGAGCGGGUCAUUCCUGGCUGCCUGACCGGCGAGAAGCGAAUCUGCUUGGCCAUCACCGAGCCGGAGGGGGGAUCCGAUGUUGCAAACCUCGUCACAACGGCCAAGAAGACGGCCGACGGCAAGCACUACAUUGUCAACGGCUCCAAGAAGUGGAUCACCGGUGGUAUCUAUGCCGACUACUUUGUGACGUGAGUUCUUCCACGCACGGUGUGGCACAACGAGCGUCGUGGAUCCGCAUGCUGAUCGACGUGCUCAACUCUUCUCCAACAGAGCCGUCCGCACGGGUGGCCCGGGCAUGGGUGGCAUCUCGCUACUCGUUAUCGAACGAACCGAGGGCGUCAAGACGACCAAGAUGAAUUGUCAGGGUGUCUGGAGCUCGGGUACGACCUAUGUCACCUUUGAGGACGUCAAGGUCCCCGUCGAAAACCUGCUCGGUCAGGAGAAUAAGGGUUUCAUCCUCAUUAUGUCCAAGUAGGUCCGGCUGAAUCAAGAUGAAUUGAGAGGUUGGAACGCUAACACGUACACGCGCUUUGCUUCAGCUUCAACCCUGAGCGAAUCGGUAUUGCCAUUCAGUGCACGCGUUUCGCACGUGUGUGCCUCGAGGAGUCGAUCAAGUACGCCUCGAAGCGCAAGACAUUUGGUGUCCUGCUGCGCGACCACCCCGUGAUUCGAGCCAAGCUGGCCAACAUGGCCUCGAGGAUUGAAUCGACGCAGGCGUGGAUGGAAGCGCUCAUCUACCAGUCGACGCAGUACGACGCCGACACGCUGACGAUGCGAGGGGGAGGACCGAUCGCGUUGCUCAAGGCGCAUUCGGCCGACGUGUUCGCCUACUGCGCGCAAGAGGCGACGCAGAUAUUUGGAGGGCUCGCGUACACGCGGGGUGGGCAAGGCGAGAAGAUCGAGCGCUUGUACCGUGAGGUUCGUGCAUACACGAUUCCGGGUGGAUCGACCGAGGUGAGUUUUUGCGAGCGAUCGUGUGCUGCGCGACGCAGAUGCUGACUGGAACAAUUUUCCCUGACGUGCAGAUCAUGCAAGACCUCGGUAUCCGACAAUCGAUCAAGAUUGCUCAAAUCAUGGGCGCCAAGUUGUAAGGCCCCGCGCCGUGCACGGUUGAGCAGUAAGGCCGAUCACGUGAUCCUGCCGACCCGUGGAACGCCACGCCUUGCAUCUUAUUGCGAGAUAGCCUCUUUGUUUUAUGCGCCUUAGUUGUAUUGCCCUUUUUGUCAUGAAUCAACGUUUUAAUCCUAGUGGUCGUUCCUCUAUCAGCUCUCGCUGAGACCCGAAUGCGGGGCGCACGGACCGGUCUUUCGUUCGGCGAUAUGGGGCCCAAGAGGACGCGCGCUUGACUCCGCUUCGAGUCGCGUUGACAUUAUCGCGUCCACGCACCGAGUGCUGCACCUGAGAUCGAAUCCUUGCAGCUCGUGAGCUCUUGACGCGUUUCUCCCAGGUAUCUUGGCAAGAUGGGUAUCCAGGUGAGUCCGUCCUCGAUGCGCUACACGGCUCAUGUCACUGUCAAGCUGCUGAUGGCGUGUUUGCGCAUGUGGUGCUUGGCAUUACCUCGCCGUGCUCGGCUCGUCGUCGGCGUUCGUGCAGGGCUUGCUGGGCAUGCUCAAGGAGAUCCAGACGCCGACCCAUGUCAGCGAGUACAAGGACAAGACCUUGGCCGUGGAUGCCUAUGUAAGCACUGGAGCUGGCUGCGGGUGACGGUCGCGUCGCGCGGGGAGUAGGUGGGAUGCUCGGGCAACUGAUGACGGCGUCGAGCUUGUUUGUCCGUUCCGGUUCGGUUCGGUUCGGUUCGGUUCGGUUCGCAGGUGUGGCUCCAUCGCGGCGCGUACGGGUGCGCUCAAGAGCUCGCGACCGGCGUCACCACACUCAAGUGAGCAUCAAGUACCUCUGCUGGGGAUGUGAAGGCGACUGUCUCAGCUCAUUCUGAUCGCCCUCUUUCCGCAGAUACGUCAACUACGCGAUGCACCGUGUGCGCAUGCUCAAGCAUUACGGCGUCACGCCCCUGAUCGUCUUUGACGGCGGCUACCUCCCGAGCAAGAUGGGCACAGAGGAAGAGCGAGAGAGGUGGGUCAACGAUGAAUAUGGAGCCUUACGGCAUUCAAUAACACUCAUGAACGUGGUUGCCACCCUCGCAGUCGUCGAAACGAAGCUCUCGCCAAGGCCAACGCGUGUCUUGCCGAGGGCAAGCUCGCCCAAGCUCGAGAAGCGUUCGUCAAGGCCGUCGACGUCACACCGGCCAUGGCCUAUCAACUCAUCAAGGUCAGUCCCAGCAUUUCGCUGCUUGAUGUGGGCUCAUUCAGCCGGUGCACUUGCUGAGUCUUGCUUCCUUCCGUCGCGAUCUCGAUCCGGGCAUCUGCUCACGUGACCUCUGGGUAGGCUCUCCGACGCGAAGGAGUCGAGGUUGGUUUUGGCGUCGUCCUCACGUAGCAAGUCAGACUGGAGAGAUUGACACGUGCAUAUUGCUUAACCAACAGUACAUUGUCGCACCUUACGAAGCGGAUCCCCAACUCGCCUACCUCGAACGUGAAGGCAUCGUCGACGGCAUCAUCACCGAGGACUCGGAUCUGCUCAUCUUUGGCUGCCGCACGGUCCUGUUCAAGCUCGACGGCGACGGACACUGCGUCGCGAUCGAGCGCGCCCGCUUCUCGCAGUGCCGAGAGUACAAUUUUGCCGGGUGGGGCGACGACGACUUCCGCCACAUGGCCAUUCUCAGCGGGUGCGACUACCUUCACAGCGUCGUUGGACUCGGGCUAAAGACGGCGUACAGGCUGCUGAAAAGGUACAAGACUCCCGAAAAGGUCCGUCUUCCGCCGCGGUCAUUUGUUGGAGGUGUCGAUACUGACCUCUGAGUGUGACGACGCAGGUCAUUCAAUUCGUGCGACUCGAGGGCAACCUCACCGUCCCUCGCGACUACCUCGAACAGUUCAAGCGUGCCGAAAUGACCUUCCUGCACCAACGAGUCUUCUGCCCGAUAGCUCGCGCGCUCGUCCAUUUCACCCCUCUUCCUCCGGGCAUUACCGACGCCGCGACCGAAAUGCCCUUUGUCGGAGCUCCCUUGGACGAAGAUGUGGCGCAGCGAUUGGCCGAAGGGGAGAUCGACCCCAUCACCAAGGAACCGAUCGUCGACCUCAAUCCGAGCCAAGUCCCCGCCGACUUUGACCCCGAUAUGCUGCAGGGUGGAAGCAAGGGCAAGACGGAGUUCUCAUACCAGCGCAAGGCGGCGGCUCCGGUCUCAGUUGCGAGAGGCAAGAGCUCGAUUCUCAACUUUUUCAAGAAGGAAGUUGUCCCCUCGACGUCCAAGACGGACGGUGCAAAGCCCAAGCUCGGGAACAGGUCAGUGACUGCGACGGUAGAAACGGCCGUGACCGAGGAAAAGACGCUCGGCGGUAAAGUCAGUCGGUUCUUUGGUGGAGGUAGCAAGAAGGGCAAGGAGAAGGCGGUCGAGAUCGAUGAGGAUGAAGAAGUCAUGAUCAUUGACGAGGCGCAGGAGGCGGAGUUUGAGAAGGUAGCAAGAGGCGACGGUUCCGACGACGAUGACAAGGAAGGCAUGGCGGCGAUGCGCGAAUGCGAGAUGGAGUCCGGUGCGCAGACGGAGUCGCUCCCGGCACCACGCCAAGACGAGCCACUGCCUCUACCUCCUUCGACCCCUGAUUGCAUGUCCAGUCCCGCCCCGACGCCAGCGCAGGCCCAGGACAAAGCGCGCGAUAUCUCUUCGCCACCAAGGGAUGUCGGCGUGAGCAGCCCUCCCAUCGACGAGAAGGAAGAGAUCGAAACCCCUCAUCAAGAUGAUGAGAACGACGACGACCUACUCCCGCCCCUCCCUGCCCUUUCUGAUGACGACACGAUGCAUGAAGACGACGACGACGAUGCGGACUUUAUGUCCAGUCCCGUCACCUCGCCGGUUCACACCAAGGUCAUCUCGAGGCCACCCUCUCGCUUCGCACCGAAGGUCGAGACAGUACCGAGCAAGAAGAUGGUGAAUUCGAUUGACAAGACGUUUGAUCUCUCUUCGGAUCCGAUCGGUCCGUCGUCCGAGCUCGACGAGGAAGCGACGCCUCGCCCGCGCGCGAACACAGGGUUCAAGAUUUACGAGGACGUCAAACCGACCCUCGUCGGGCCUUUGAACAAGAAGAAACGACCAUCCCAAGAGCGCGUCGACGAAGAGAUCGAGAACGAGCAAACGACCGUUGCGGCGGUGAUUGGGUCCAUGUGGAGGUCCAAGUACAUGUUGCCCGUGGGCAACAACAAGGCGAUGAAGAUGUCGACGCCGAUUGCUGCGCUUUCGGGACCCAAGCCGAUCUCGCGUACGUUCACAAGUGUCAACAAGAAGGUAUCGUCGUCAUCCAAGGGUGCCACGUCCUCGACGACCGUCAAGCAGACCUCUUCGAUGUCCAGAUCGACGCCCACACCGGCGCGUGUCCCGCUUUCGCCGCGCAAGAUGAACCGAGUCCCUGCUCCGUUUUCCUUGUCGUCCUCACCUGCUCUGCCCAAGGCUCUGUCAUCCGGAAGCUCGACUCUGACGACCUCAGUAUCGGCGUCGACGUUCCAAUUUGAGCACAAGUCGUCGUCGCCGGUGAUGAUCACGAACCCGUCGCUCCUCAAGUGGAGAUUUCAAGGCGCGGUGAGAGGAAAUCGUCCCUCGGGCCAGCAUCCGAUCGAGCAACAAGAGGAUGCAUGA
Molecule: messenger RNA, 6146 nt
Organism: Microbotryum saponariae
Lineage: Eukaryota; Fungi; Basidiomycota; Microbotryomycetes; Microbotryales; Microbotryaceae
Source: the annotation of a GenBank genome assembly